Molecule: messenger RNA, 3305 nt
Organism: Darwinula stevensoni
Lineage: Eukaryota; Metazoa; Arthropoda; Ostracoda; Podocopida; Darwinulidae
Source: the annotation of a GenBank genome assembly
GCAAGAUGAGCCGAACGGUGAAUUUCGCUUUACUCGUCGUUUCCGCCCUCUGCCUCGUCCAUGGCCUUCCUGCUGACGAAAAGGCCGAUGGAGGAGAGGCCGGAGUUGGUGAUAUCAUUGACAUCAUUAAAGGCGGACAUGGCAAAGGAAUAAUGGGAAUGUUUGGAAGUGCAAGAGGUGGAAGAGGUGGUGGAGCUCCAAUAGGAGGUGGUGGAGCUCCAGCAGGAGGUGACGGAGCUCCAAUAGAAGGUGCAACACUUCUAACUGCAAAUCCUAUACUUUCUCCAGAACCUGCCAAAGUUCCUCCAGGUGUUAAUAUAUUGCAUGCCGGAGUUGGUAAGGUUCCAGUAGAUGAAGCACCUGAAGAAGGUGAAGACGGUGGAGGCAAGCAGGUUUGGCCCGUGAGUGUGAAGAAGCAAGAAGGAGGCGACUCCGGAAAGGGAAAAGGAGGCGGUGGAGCACCGGCUAAAGGGGGAUCCGGGGGAGGAAUUCUUGGAAUGCUCGGAGGCAUACUCGGAGGAGCACUAGGUGGUCUAGGAGGUGGAGGAAAAGGUGGCAAAGGCGAAUCCGGAGGAGACCCGAAGGAGGGAAUAAAUGGUGGAAUAGGAGGAUUCGUGGACAUGUUCAAAGGCGACAAAGGCAAAGGAGGAGGGGCCCUGAUGGACAUGAUAAAAGGUGGAAUCGGAGGAAUCGGAGAAAUCGCGGACAUGUUCCAAGGCGAAAAAGGCAAAGGAGGAGUGAGCCUGACAGACUUGAUGAAAGGAUUCGGCAAAGGAGGAGGGGGCCCCGGGGGUAAAAAAGAAGAUGAUCAAUUUGAAGCCCUGUCCAUUGGAGGGAACAUUGAGGAACCCGAGGAAGAAGGAAAGGGAUCGCCAGGAGCCGAUACAGAUGAUGAAGGAAAUCAAUAUGAAGAGGAACCCGAGGAAGAAGAAAAGGGAUCGCUAGGAGACGGAACAGAAGAUGAAGAAGAUCAAUAUGAAGAGGAUUAUGAAGAAGAAGAAAAGGGAUGGCAAGGAGGUGGAAAACCCGGAGGUAUGAAGGGGGGUUUUGGAGGCGGAAAACCUGGAGGAAUGAUGGGAGGUUUUGGAGGCGGCAAACCCGGAGGAAUGAUGGGAGGUUUUGGAGGCGGCAAACCCGGAGGAAUGAUGGGAGGUUUUGGAGGCGGAAAACCCGGAGGAAUGAUGGGAGGUUUUGGAGGCCGAAAACCCGGAGAAAUGGAUGACAGCGGAAUGGGAGAAGACGAUGAAUCUCCAGAAAGAGAGGAAUCUGGAGAAGAAGAAAACGGAUGGCUAGGAGGUGGAAAACCCGGAGGAAUGAUGAGAGGUUUUGGAGGCGGAAAAUUCGGAGGAAUGAUGGGAGGUUUUGGAGGCGGAAAAUUCGGAGGAAUGAUGAGAGGUUUUGGAGGCGGAAAAUUCGGAGGAAUGUUGGGAGGUUUUGGAGGCCGAAAACCCGGAAGAAUGGAUUACAGCGGAAUGGGAGAAGACGAUGAAUCUCCAGAAAGAGUUAUGGGGAAUUUUUGGCAGAGCAUUCGAAACUGGAACCAAAAAUAUGGACGUAGAGGAGGUCGAAAUGAAGAAACCAAUGAAGAGAGUAGUGAAGAAAGCAGUGAAGAGAGUAGCGAAGAAAGUAGAGAACGAAAAGAUGAAAGUAGUGAAGAGAGCAGUGAAGAAAGCAGUGAAGAGAGUAGCGAAGAAAGUAGAGAACGAAAAUAUGAAAGUAGUGAAGAGAGUAGUGAAAAAAGUAGUGAAGAGAGUAGCGAAGAAAGUAGAGAUCGAAAAGAUGAAGACAGCAGUGAAGAACGCAGUGGUCAUAAUAGAAGACGGUGCCAUUUCAGGCAUGGCGUAGUACGAGAUCACGAGAGUAAGGAACGAAGAGGUUUACUGAAACAAUGGCCAAAAAAUCCUUGGUUCGAGAUGAUGCGAGAGGAACACAGCAGUGAAGAACACGAUGAUCAUAAUGGAAGACGGUGCCAUUUCAGGCAUGGAAUAGCACGAGAAGACGAUCGCAAAAAACGGCGAGGUUGUUGGAAACGAGGAUGGAAACAUGCUAGACACGAGGGAAAACGAGAGAAAGCCAGCAGUGAAGAACGAGGUGGUCAGAAACGAAUGCAUUCAUUCGGAAAACGAAAGCAAAACAAACAUAAACACGGGAAAAAACGACAUGAACAUAUCAAAGGAAGACAACAUUGUCGGCAGCGAAAACAAAUGAAAGGUAGGCAUGGGAAAAAAAGAGAAGACCAAAGCAAAGAAGAACGCGAUGAAGAUAGCAAUGAACGAGUUGGUCGGGAUGAAAGACAACGUAAAGAUAGAUCUAGGGUAGGACGAAGCGAAGAAAGCGGGGAGAAACACGAUGAUGAUAGCGAGGAAGAACGAGAUGAAGAUAGCGAGGAAGAGGGAUAUGAACAUAGCGAAGAAGAACGAGUUGGUCAAAAGGAAAGACGGUCAUAUAGUAGACGAGAUGAUGAGAGCGAGGAGAAAUACGAUGAAGAUGACAGUGAAGAACGAGAUGAAGAUGUUGGGGAAGAUCGAAAUGAGGAUAAUAAGGAAGAUGAAGAUGAAGAUGAAGAUGAAGACGACGAUGAAGAGGAAGAGGAAGAUAACGGGGAAGAUGAAGAUGUAUAUGGGAAGAAAUAUGAUAAUCGGAAUAAGAAGGAAAUGAAGAAAAAGCCAAGCGAUUCAAAUGACGAAAGACCGUUUGUUUUCAUUCCCACGUACGGAAAUGAAACCAUUUCGCAUGCUGUGCCAACGCCCAACAAUGAAGAACAAGAAGAAUAUGGUGAAGAUAAAUAUGUGGAUAGGAAAGAUAAAUAUUUAGAUGGGGAAGAUGAAGAAGAAGAAAGGAAAAAUCACGAUGAAGAUGAAGAUGAAGAUGGGAAUGAUGACAAUAAAGAUAACGGGGAAGAACUUCGUAAUUGGAGUAGUACUGAACCUGUUGACAGUGGACGAAAUGAAAAAAUGAAGGAAGGAGAGGGCGAUACAAAUGACCGAAGCCCGUUUGUUCUCGUUCCCAAUGAAGAAAAUGGUACUAUCCCGUCCCCUGUACCAGAGUCAAACACUGAGGGAAAUAUCUGGAUUAAACCGUAUCCACUAGAGAGGGCGCCGCAGGAACAACCCACGCCCACGACGCCGCAGGAACAACCCACGCCCACGACGCUGCAGGAACCAUCCGCGCUCACGAUCGCGAAUGUAACCAAGAUGGACAUCGAUGUGGAAGACGCAACUGAGGAUACAAAUUUCGAAGACCCAGACUUAAUAAGAGUAAGCGAAUUGAAGAAGAUUUACAAUUCAGAAGAUUUUGAGGAAUGA